AAAAAAUAGUAGCCACUCGAUUUAAUCUAAGGUAACCUGUACCGGAGAAUCGCGUUCCAGCCCCUAAGCGGUGCAAGUAGCAGUUCAUCCUUAUCUUCUCCAAGUGCCAUGAUGUUUUAAGCCGGGUAUAUAAGCCAAAAUGAGGCGGGCUGAGGCAAAAUUCAGGAGCCCCUCCUUUUCCGGCUUCGCCUCCUACAAAAUGAAGCGACAUCUCAACGCGACAAUGCUCAUGACUAGCCUGGGGAAGCAAUUGGAUAUCUAAGAAUAACUUUGAGAUACAACAAGAGCAAUGAUCUAUUCGCUCCUUUUACUAGGCGCGGGUCUCGCCUCGCCGGCCUCAGCAGCAUGCAGCCGAGAAUUACUUCAGGAGGCCACAGCGGCAUACGUCAAAGCCCAAGCUGCCGGAGACCCGAAUCUGCCUACUCUGGCUAGCAACGCCAGCUACUUGGAGAACGACACGCCGGGGGAUAUCAAAAAAGGUAUUUUAAGCCAAGCCAUCACCAUCGAUUUCAACCGCAGUCUGCACGACACAACCCAAUGUGCCACGUUCACCGAGCUGUCUGCGGCUACCAACAAGAACCCGUACGUCAUCCACACGCGCCUGCUCUUUACCAACGACAAGAUCACGGCCGUACAAUCGGUUGUCGCGGACCAAGGCGACUGGGCCUUCAACGCGACGGGGCAGCUCUACUGGACUAAGCAGGAGAAGUGGGACACGAUCCCGGAGGACAAGCGUGACAGUCGCGAGGUCAUCCAGGCUGCCGGCGAUGCGUAUCUAGACAGCUGGGGUGAUGGUACCGUCGCGGUCCCGUACGGCACGCCGUGCGCUCGUCUCGAGGGUGGCUCUUACACAGGGGGCUCGCGACCGACGGCCAACACGUGCGUGAUGCCGCAGUUCCCGGAGCCAUUCAAGGUCGGAAACCGCCGGUACGUCAUCGAUGAGGAAGUUGGCGGUCUCGACAUCUUCAACGACUUCCCGUUCAUCGACGCGGGAAAGCCUGAUGGUACGCCUAGCACCAACUUUAUCCGGGUUGAGGGCGGCAAGCUCAGGUACAUCCACGAGGUUACCGUGUGCACGACUCGCAAUUGUGGAAGAUAAAGGGUUGACCUGCUAUGAGAUGUGAGGUUCCCAAAAUGGUAAGGGGGAAUUGGCCGUGUAGAGGUUGCUGUAGCUUAGUAUUUCUUAGGUAGGUAAUAUUGGUAUCGCCAUGUAUAGCAUCCGUUCGAAUAAUGGGAUAUACAUAGGUAAUGUGUAAAGAUUCUAUACCUAUAUUAGUGUAUUUAGGAGCUACUUGGCUCGAAGUUUCUGGACUUGGAGCUAUGUCACCGCAUGUGAGAUUCUACUAUGUAUUCGACCAAGGUUCUCUUCUCUUCCGAUGUCAGGAGACAUUCAGGCCGUAUGAAGCCGAAGUGGAACUGGACAGAUAUUUACGAAUAUCGUAUGGACGAAUAAGAAAUGUCCAACAUGUAUGGUGGAUUGGCUAGUCGGAGAGAGACCUGAUGGCUGAUGAUCGUGGAGGAGAUAAGUUCGACGGACAAGGACCGGAU
Messenger RNA from Daldinia loculata, 1548 nucleotides. RefSeq lists its product as uncharacterized. Lineage: Eukaryota; Fungi; Ascomycota; Sordariomycetes; Xylariales; Hypoxylaceae. The record is from RefSeq and is a predicted model, not a curated record. The transcript is spliced from 2 exons. Bases 290 to 1099 code for a protein of 269 amino acids.